CGUAUUAAUAUUUAGUAUUUAAUAAUGAAAAUCAAAAUACAGAAUAAUUAUUCCUGACUGCAAAUCAUAUAGUUUUUAUAAAUUAAUUAUUUGUAAAAUUGAAAAGUAUUGCUACUUUUCUUGAACCCUCAUAACCUUCGUAAAAAUGACAAAAAUGAAAACAAAUUAUUUUAAAAUAACAUUGUCAUAAUAGUGAAUAUUAUUUUCUAGUAUUUAGGAGUAGUGUUCAUUGAUUUACUAAAAGAACCUGUGGUAUGCAAUGGAAGUACCAAAUAAUGCUAAAAAUGAUCAUUCUUUGUUGUUAAAUAAGGAUUGUUUGCACAUCUCGUGUAACUGGCAAAUCAAUAACAAUAAACAAUUUUGUGAUGUCUUCAGCUUGGCCCCCUCCUGUGAGGAAUCAAUAAAGGUUAACUGUGAUGAUAUAGUUUCUGUGAAUACAUGUAUAUCAUUACAACCGAUUGAAUCUAAUAAUGAACCAUGUAUGUUAGAUAUAAAAGUAAAUAAUAAUCAAAGAAUAUCUUCCAUUGCUGUAGUCUCAGAGGCCUAUGUGUUAGAAUUUUUUAAACAAUUUGGGGAAUAUGACAGAACAAUAUUUGCAGAACUUAUAGAUGACUUUGAGGAUAAUUUUAUUUAUUUUGCACAAUCAACAAUUAUUCCUUACUCUACUGAAGCUGGUAUUAAGUUUACAAAAACCAAAAGUAAAAAUUCAGUUCUGUGGAUAUAUGGAAUAAGACUAUAUUUAACAGAGCCUGUUAAUGAACCUGUCAGUUUUCCCAGUGAUAUGUUUAAUCCUGAAAUAAUUAAAAAUUUUCUUACUAAGCUUACUUUGAAUAACGAAGGGAACAAUGCCACCAAUGAUGUUCAACCAUGUAACAAAAGUAUAUCCAAUUCGUCAACAAACAAUAACAUUAAACAAAAUAAUGAUCAAGAAACAAUACAAUCUACUACUGAGAAUACCACAAGUAUUACAGAUAUUGCAACUUAUAUUGACAACAAACUUUGUGAUAUGGAAACCAGAAUAAUGAAAAGAAUAGAACAAAUGGAGCAAAGAACGAAUGAAAAACUUGAUACAAUUUUAAAACGAUUAGAACCUCAUUCUCUGUCAAAUGACCUCCAUUCUUCAUAAUUCAAGAUGCUAAUGAAUCUGUAAAUAACUAACCACUUACUUAAUGUAUGUAAUUAAAUAUGUAAAGUACAAAAAAAGGCAAAAAGUUAUGAAAAUAAUACUGAUUCAUACUUUUCAUUUCUGAUUAUGCAGUACUCAAGUUGUACAUAUUUAUAUCUAAUAGUACACAAUAAUACACAUAUACUCAUGGUUGAAUGCAUUUGUAUAUUGCUUAAAUUUGCUUCAGUUUUAUUCAAUUAUAUUGCUAUUUAAUUUUUGUUUUUUUUUUUAAUACAUAUGUAUAACAAUGUACCAAAAUUUGUUAUGAUAGUUCAUCUAAUUAUAUUAUGCUAAUGAAAUUUUAUACAAAUAUAAAAAAACAUAAAACCACAAUGUGCAUUGUAAGAUAACAUUCAUGUAAUACAGUUUAAAUAUAACUUCAAUUUAAGUGGAAUUAUUACUAUCUUGUGGAGGAUCC
Messenger RNA from Megachile rotundata (alfalfa leafcutting bee), 1583 nucleotides. RefSeq lists its product as uncharacterized. NCBI's taxonomy places the organism in Eukaryota, Metazoa, Arthropoda, Insecta, Hymenoptera, Megachilidae. The record is from RefSeq and is a predicted model, not a curated record.